Symbiodinium necroappetens is the source of this 1824-nucleotide messenger RNA. NCBI's taxonomy places the organism in Eukaryota, Dinophyceae, Suessiales, Symbiodiniaceae. The record is from the annotation of a GenBank genome assembly.
AUGGAGGGCAAUUUUUCUGUGCAACACAUGUGGCGCAGUGGAGUCUUGGCGGUUGGGGGAUAUCUGUGCUGGCCGCAACUCCAGAAGAUGCUUGAAAGCAGCAUGUUCGCCCAUUCAACAGCUCGUUUCUCGUUGUCAUUGGUGAAAUGUGCCGUGCCCUACGUGAGCUUUUGGAGCUUAGAGUGGCGCUCUGUCCUUGUACCCCGCGGACUGCCCUGUGCUCUGGACAUUCUGAGUAAAGUUCUCCAGAAGCUGCCCAUGCAAAAUUGGCGAGUUUUGUGCACAGGGCUCUUUGAUCACGGUGGCCUCGAUGGGGAGAUCUCCAUUGGAGGAGGGCAGCUGAUGAGCUGCCCGCAGCUGGCGCGGAUUGGCCAGCUUUUGAUGAACCGGGGCGCUUGGCCGAUAUCUGCGGCCCCAGCUUGGCCGCUGGAUUGGCUGCCCUGGGCCAGCAACAAGACCUCGGUGUUUCAGCUGGUCAGCAAGGACUACAUCCGGGAAAUGACUCGGCCUUCCUUCCCGGAGGUCGUGUCGACCUACGGCUUCCUCAUGUGGCUGAACCACGCCAGAUCCCCGGAGGACAGCAGCUGUUGCAUGUGCACCUGCGGCGCCUGCUUCGGCAUUCCUGGGCCUCCGAUCUUUGGCAUCAACGAGGAGGCUUGGUUCGCCACGGGUUAUCUCACGAGGUACCUGAUCAUGCUGCCUGAGCGCGAUGCCUUUGUGGUCUCUUUGGGGAUGGACUUGACGGGGUCGAGCUCCUGUUCAGUCACCUGGUCCUGGUUUUCGAUCACCUAUGACGACUCCUUUGGAGCUCUCCUUCAUUACCUGGUGCUGGAAGCUGCCUUGCCACUGCCUGCCUCCACGACGACCCUCACGAGCACCACGCUGACCCGAACCUGGACCAGCACUACGAAGACGCUGACCACCUACACCACCACCUCUGCAACCACAGUUGUCAAGACUACCACCACACCCACCACCUCGCUCACUUCGGCUGGUGGCAACUGGCCUUUGGACUGGCUUUGGCCCAGCACGAGCACCACCACUGCCGGAUGGUGGCCGUUCGCUUUCUUCGACAGCGGGUUCAAAGCAAACUCGACAACCACAACGACCACCUUCGAUCUCUCGACUGUGAUUUACAAUCACGGGACCAAAUCCAACACAUCGCAUGUGCGCCCUUCGAAGCGCCACAAGAAGAAAGAGCAUGAAGUGGACAAAGGAUACAUGGGCGGAUCGUGCACUUGCAGCUGUCCGGUCGAUCAAGACUUUGGGCGUUGCUAUCCUCUGCCUGACGACAUGGUUUUCGGCAAAUGGAGCCAUGGACAGGAGGCCUGCGAUGUCUUCGGUUCCGGGUACCUGCUGUUGGAGCGCUCCUGCCCGAACGUCGGUGUCGUGCAACCCUGCACGAGUAAUUCCUGGGCCAUCGGUGGCGGCACGCACGACGUUUGUGGUCGGAGCUUCUGGACGGAGGAUAUGGGCUUGAACUGCUCGCAACUCACGUUUUGCGACAGCAGCGACGGGCAGCCCAUCUUUGUCGACACCCGCCGCCUCGCCACCUGCUCCUGCAACGUCCUGCGGUGGAAGUGCGACUAUGAUUACGAGGCCUGCGAUGGCAACGACACCUACUACCCUCCUGGCUCCCCUGAGUUCGCCCAACGUUUGCUGCAGCACUGGUCCUUGCCGCAUCAUCAUGCUAAAGGAAUGUUCAGCUUCAGCCUGACUGGCGUCACGGGCUUUGCCCUCGCUGUGGCCGUAGCCCUUGGAAUCCUGGUGGCGAUCGGAGUCCGGCGCCGCCGAAAUGACGUGGGAGAUUACCGACCAUUGUGA